AUGGCCGGCAACUCACUUGGAGGCUUCCAUCCGGAUAUCACUGCCACGUUACCUUCUCUGCAUAGCCUCAACAUGGCCUACAAUAAUAUUGAAAGUAUUCCACUGGUAUUACCGCCUCAAUUUUAUCACCUGAUAUUUCUGAACAUUUCGGGAAAUUCACUCAGCUAUCUACCCGACAAUCUCUCCUACCUUCUACCCAAUUUGAAGGAGCUCGACUUGUCAAACAACGAUUUCUCGACGCUCUCACUAGCCGCCAGUAACUACAUCGAUCAACUGGAACGAGUGCAUCUUGGAGGCAAUCCAUGGGACUGUUCUUGCUCCAUUCAACACAUUCAACAACAUAUGCGCGAUCGUUAUGCGAUGAGACACAUUCUACGAUAUCAUGACGCUCGAUGUGCCGAGCCACCUCUUGUCAAGGGACAGCCACUUCUCAGCGUCACCGAUAUCAACGAGUGUGCGGUACUCUUUGGUGCUCGAUACGGUCUUUCACAGACCAGCGAGCUAUUCAUACUUCUUGCUGCACUACUCUCGGCAGCCAUAGUGCUAUCCAUUCUGCUGAUUGGUUUAUACUUCCUGAGAGAGCGACAAUACAAGGGUUCCUAUGUAACCCGGGAACAUUCACGAACUCCCCUCACAAUGGCACAUCAUGUCAGUUGUUCGUCGAGUACUAGUGGAGCAAGUGAACCGUUAACGCCACCAAUGCCACCUCCUCCACCCAAGGCAACAGCCACCUAUUUCGGUAUAUAG
This is a messenger RNA of Ostertagia ostertagi, 747 nucleotides long. The record is from the annotation of a GenBank genome assembly. Lineage: Eukaryota; Metazoa; Nematoda; Chromadorea; Rhabditida; Trichostrongylidae.